CACUGGCUGGCAGCACUGACUGGCACUGAUGGGUGACACUGAAAGGCAGCUCAGAUGGGCACUGAUAUGUGGCAUUGAUGUGCACUGGUAGGCACUGAUAUGUGGCAUUAAUGUGGAACUGAUGGGCACUGGCAGGUGGCAUGGAUGAGCACUGAAAGCUGGCACUGAUGGACACUGACAGGUGGCACAGCUGAGGCUACACAGAUCAUCAGGGCACACCGAUCAUCAGUGCCCGGAUGAUCAGUGCACAUGUCCCCUCUGAGGGAUGCCGAUUAUGGGCUCUGCUCUCCUCUCGAGCUGUCAGUGUAACAGCUCGUGAGGAGAAAAAUGCCGAUAACCGGCAUUUCCUUGUUUACAUGCGAUCAGGUGUGCACCGAUCGCACUCCCAG
Messenger RNA from Staurois parvus, 389 nucleotides. NCBI's taxonomy places the organism in Eukaryota, Metazoa, Chordata, Amphibia, Anura, Ranidae. The record is from the annotation of a GenBank genome assembly.